CUAGUUUGGUGGGUUAGUAAUAUUCAGAGAUAAUAUGAAUUCAAGAAAACAGAAGAAAAUUCCCAAUGUUCCUAAAGGAUUCAAUAGAAAAAUUGAUGGGUUAGUAUGAUUAUUAAUAAGUGAUUUUAAUUGAAUUGAAUUGAAUUGAAUUUACUUUACUUUACUUUACUUUACUUUAGUUUAACUUGUAACAAAAUCAACAGACUUCUGAUUACUAAUUAUUUUAAUGAUAAUAAAAAAGAAUGGGGAUGAUUUUGUUCAGUAUUCCAUUACUUAUUAUCACUAGUUAUCCACUAUAUCAAAGAUUUGUUUUAGGUAUGGAACAGGGAGAGAGAAGAGGAGAACUUUUAGAAGAUGGAGCUAAGAGAUAUUAUAGUGAGGAAGAGAUGAAACAAAACCGAGAAAACAAAUGGUUUUAAUACUAGUAAUGCUUGUAAAUCGGUUAAAUUAUCUUAAAUUAUCUUGUAUAUAAUAUAAUAUAAUAUAAUAUAAUAUAAUAUAAUAUAAUAUUGUGGUAUAACGGUAGGAUAUUGUUGAGUGAAUGAAUGAAUAAUGAUAGUAAGUGAGAUA
This is a messenger RNA of Ascoidea rubescens DSM 1968, 570 nucleotides long. RefSeq lists its product as uncharacterized. The record is from RefSeq and is a predicted model, not a curated record. The transcript has a single exon. Lineage: Eukaryota; Fungi; Ascomycota; Saccharomycetes; Ascoideales; Ascoideaceae. The coding region runs from base 243 to 419 and encodes 58 amino acids.